Molecule: messenger RNA, 1120 nt
Organism: Hydractinia symbiolongicarpus
Lineage: Eukaryota; Metazoa; Cnidaria; Hydrozoa; Anthoathecata; Hydractiniidae
Product: 39S ribosomal protein L46, mitochondrial-like
Exons: 5
Coding region: 159-923 (254 amino acids)
Cellular component (GO): mitochondrial large ribosomal subunit
Molecular function (GO): structural constituent of ribosome
Source: RefSeq, a predicted model, not a curated record
AGACCAUUUGGCUUUUUAUAAGUGGUUGUAAGGAGGGUUUAUACAUGCGCAAAUCGAAAACGAAAGUGGGAGAAAUAAUGGCCGACAUUUUCAGCAUGGAUAGCUAAUUUUGUAAUUUCAAGAAUUUUGAGCAGAGCACAGGAGAUAUACCUAGAUUGAUGGCACAAGCAAUUCAGCAGCAUUAUCAUAAACCAUGGAAACUGUUGGUAUCCGUAUGUUUAACUCGGAUGAAUGUUAUUAGUAAAGAACUAAAUGAAAUUGAGCAGCGUUUUGCAGCAUUUCAGGAGGAUUUGGAGCUUAGAAACUCUGUUUACAAUGACUAUGAAUACAGGAAGAAUGUGCUUAAGGCUGAUACACUAAAAGUAUCAAAAACAAAUCAUGGAGAUGAAGAAACUGUUGAUGCUGUGCAAGCAACAAGAGAGUUGGCUUCAAUGCAGGAUCAAGAAGAUAUUUGGGCAGCAGAUUUAAAGAAUUUAUCUAUUGCAUCAAGAAACACAAAAGAUGAUCAACUUGACAAUCGCACUUCUUUAAACCGAUGUCUGGAGAAAGAGCUACAUUUUGUUGUAAAAGACAAACAUCUUUUGAAUUCGGAAAUUUCGUUAUAUCCAUACACAGCACUGGAAGCAAAUGAGAGUUUGAGAGAGGCAUCUGAACGUCUCCUCCAAUCACAUGGCAUCAAUUCUUCCAUUUUGUUUUUAAGCAAUGCACCAGUUGGUGUUGUAAAGAUCAGAUUUAAAGAAGACGAGGAAAGAGGGGAAAUUUAUCAGGGAGCAAAGGUGUUUUUCACAAAAGCGCAACUUCGUGUUCCUAGCAAGGAAAACACGAUUGAUUGCAAAGCUCCUUUUGAAUGGUUGACACUGGACGAACUUCACGGUGUAUGUGGCGACGAAUAUUUUCGAAGAGUAAGGACGUUCGUGGCCUAACGUGCUGCUGUUGGAUGCAUGCUGGAGAAGAACAACAAUCAGUGUUCAUGGACAAUAAAACCACUAUCUCAAUGACAUUUGGUAGAAUGACAUAUCUGGUGUGUCUGGAGAUUAAAAUACACGAUCUGUAUUUAUUAAUUUAUUUUUUACCUGUGUAAGAAAUAAAUCAAUAAAUGAAUUUUCGAGAACAAUGAAAA